GCCUCUUGUUUGUUCGGUUACUAUCUAUAGGCAGAGCUAUGGAAGCAGCUGACGUUGAUAUCGGCUGCCAUUUGGCUGGACUUCACCUCUCAAGCUGCAUCUUGAACGCCAGUGGCCCCCGCACCAACACGGAGCAGCAGCUACUGGAGAUUGCGAGAAGCUCUGCUGGUGCCGUUUGCUCCAAGAGUGCCACGUUGGAGGAGCGAAGUGGAAAUGAUCAGCCGCGCUACACUGAGAUCCAGUUGGGGGACAGGACCUCCAGCAUCAACUCGGAGGGCCUGCCGAACAAGGGCUUUGCCGCCUACACCGAGGCCUCCUUGCUGCGGAGGCUGCGGGAGUCUGCGGAGCCGGCGGGGAAGCCCUACAUCUUGUCAAUCUCUGGCUUGUCCCUUCAGGAGAAUUUGCGCAUGCUGGACCUGCUGCUAGAGUCAGGCUCGGUGGAGCAUUUGAGCGCUGUGGAGGUGAAUGUGGCAUGUCCCAAUGUUCCAGGAAAGCCAUUGGUGGGAUAUGACUUCCCCCAGUUCGAGGCGGUGUUGAAAGAGAUCAGCGCCCACCCAGUCUUCACCGCCAAUCCCACGCUGGCGCUGGGCUUCAAGUUGCCACCGUACCUGGAUGCUCCGCUCUUCGAUGCGGUGGCGGGGAUGCUGAAUCCAUUGGCCAAGAGCAAAGGUGGAGUGCUGGGCUACGUCGUCUGUUGCAACACCUUGGGGAGUGCUUUGGCCGUGGAUGUGGAGACUGAAACCACGGUCCUGCACCCCAAAGGAGGCUUCGGUGGCCUUGGAGGGCCAGUGGUGCGAUAUUUGGCCAUGGGAAAUGUGUCUCACUUCCGCUCUCGCUUGGAUGAGAGCAUUCACGUGGUGGGCUGUGGAGGAGUGUGCACUGGAGAAGACGCCUUCGCACACAUCCUUUGUGGAGCCACUGCUGUGCAGGUGGCGACGCAGCACCGGGUGGAGGGCCCCACCUGCUUCUACCGCAUCGCCGAGGAGUUGAAAGACCUCAUGCGGCGGAAAGGCUACAAACGCCUGGAGGACUUCCGCGGAAAACUCAAGGUCCGAGGCAAAGACUCGAAGCUCUGAGUUUCUGAAGAAAACGGAGCAUGAAGAUUGGGUGAGAGAGAGUUCCAAAUGUCUGGAGAAGUUGCAGGGUCAGAAAUCCAACUCAUGAUUGUUAUUUU
Durusdinium trenchii is the source of this 1174-nucleotide messenger RNA. The record is from the annotation of a GenBank genome assembly. NCBI's taxonomy places the organism in Eukaryota, Dinophyceae, Suessiales, Symbiodiniaceae.